UAUUGAGUAUAGUUGGAAGACAUAGAUCCCCAGUCCUCUCGGUGCUGUGUUGAAACCCAUUAUGCUUGCUGACAUCUUUCAUGGUCGGCAUUGUCAAACCCCCAUUUUCCCUUUUCCUUUUCCCCACCCUCCUCUUUCAUUUUCCUCUUUUCCUUUCCUCAAUCACUCUUACUUCAAUUCAAUUCAAUCAUUAAUCUCACAAAAGGGUAAAGAUCCAUUGAUUAACUAUGGUGGUUUGGACCCGUGCAGUGGUAAGAACAUGGAGAUGUAGACCCACCAAUUUUAGCCGGGCUUUUUCUGAAAAAUUACCUACAUCGGAGCCUAAGGGCAGAAAUAUUCAGUGGGUAUUCCUGGGUUGCCCUGGUGUCGGAAAAGGGACUUAUGCAGCUCGACUUUCUAAGCUUCUUGGCGUACCCCACAUAGCUACUGGUGAUCUCGUCCGUCAACAAUUAUCCUCUCAUGGUCCUCUUGCCUCAAAGCUUGUGGAUAUUGUUAGCCAAGGGCAAUUAAUUUCAGACGAAAUUGUAAUAGAUUUGCUAUCUAAGCGUCUUGAAGCUGGAGAAGCAAAGGGUGAAACAGGAUUUAUUCUUGAUGGAUUUCCUCGAACUAUACGGCAGGCGGAAAUCUUAGAGGGAGUGACAGACAUUGACUUGGUGAUUAAUCUGAAGCUUCGGGAAGAUGCGUUGAUUGCCAAGUGCUUAGGAAGAAGGACUUGUAGUGAGUGUGGAGGCAAUUAUAAUGUUGCGUGCAUUGAUAUGAAGGGUGAUGAUGGAGAAACUAGAAUGUACAUGCCUCCCCUUCUCCCUCCUCCGCAUUGUGAAACCAAACUUAUUACACGGUCUGAUGACACUGAAAAUGUUGUGAAGGAACGCCUCCGCAUCUACCAUGAAAUGAGCAAACCAGUAGAGGACUUUUACCGCCAGCGAGGUAAGCUGUUGGAGUUUGAUCUCCCUGGAGGAAUUCCAGAGUCAUGGUCAAAGUUACUUCAGGCUUUGAAUAUCUACGACGACGAGGAUAAGAAAUCUGCUGCAGCAUGAUAAUUGAUCACUUGUCUUGUCAGUAUGUUUACUAUUGUUGUAGGUUCAUUCUUUGCAUACAUGUUGGACAUGCACAAGCGUCUAUAAUGGGGCUCCCUACCUCCUACUCUUCUCUCCCUCACUAUUGUAUCAUAUAAUGCUAAGGCAACUAUAACGAUUGUACGGAGUAUUUCUUGUCCAUAUUUGUUCAUAAAGCUUAGCAAACCAUGUGAUUUCAUUAAAUAUUUUGAUGAUAUAGUAGGGGAAAUGUUAUUUAGAUCUUAUUACA
This is a messenger RNA of Solanum lycopersicum (tomato), 1305 nucleotides long. RefSeq names its product probable adenylate kinase 6, chloroplastic. Lineage: Eukaryota; Viridiplantae; Streptophyta; Magnoliopsida; Solanales; Solanaceae. Gene Ontology annotation, cellular component: mitochondrion; cytoplasm. Gene Ontology annotation, biological process: nucleobase-containing compound metabolic process. The record is from RefSeq and is a predicted model, not a curated record. Gene Ontology annotation, molecular function: ATP binding; AMP kinase activity.